CGACUGUCCAAAAAUAUAUUCAUCCUGAAAAUGUGUGGCAUCUCCCGGCCUCCGUACACACGAACUGACAUUAAUGACAAGGUCUGACAAGUGAGGGCGCGUGUUUCAAAACAAGACCAAUGCUUCCGAGCUCCGGACGGGUUGUUGUCAUCGGCACCAAAGCACCCUCAAUCAAGUUUUUGCCUCGUACUGUUGUCAGAUUCCAGUUUUCUAAACCGAGACAUUUCAAGACGUUGCCAUGACAGCGGAUGUGUCAAUCAUCCUACCUGUGCACAAUGCUGGAGCCUGGCUGGAUGAAUGCCUUCAGUCAGUACUCGACCAACAAUUCACUGGAGGUUUAGAACUGUCUGUCUUCUUAGAUGCAUGCACAGAUAAGUCAAGUGAGAUCAUAGAAAGCUGGAAGCCCAGACUAGAAGCUGCUGGUAUGGCUGUUGUGAUUGAUGGACAUAAUGAUAAAUUGCCUAAAGGAAUUGGAUAUGCCAAGAAUCGUGCCAUUCUCCAGAGUCAUGGUGCCUUCCUUUGCUUCCUGGAUGCAGAUGACGUGAUGGACUGUCACCGUAUUGAGAUGCAGCUGGCAGCAACGGCUGACCGUCCAUUCACCAUUACAGGUUGCCAGUUUAACAGACUACCAGCGGGUUCAACAGAACGUUACACCAAGUGGGCCAAUUCCAUCAGCCAGGAACAGCUAAUGACACAGAUCUACACAGCUCAUGGGCCAACUGUUAUCAUGCCUACAUGGUUCUGCUCAAGGGAAACAUUCAACAGAGUUGGUGCAUUUGAUGAAAUUGGCAAGGGAAUGCCUGAAGACCUGCUGUUCUUCCUUGACCAUCUACGUCUUGGUGGUAAGGUCAUCCGAGUUGACCAAUGCCUUCUCAUGUACAGAUACCAUCUCACUUCUGCCACUCAUUCCGUCUCCCAAGAGACAAUGUGGGACAUCAGAAUGAAGGCCCUUGAGGAGCGAGUCCUGAGCCAGUGGGAUUCAUUCACCAUAUGGAAUGCCGGUAAACAAGGGAGGAGGUUCUAUCGAAGCCUCGGUGAGCAGAAUCAGAAGAAGGUCAGUUGGUGACAGUGUCUACCAUAUUUGACUUAAUUUUUUACGAUUUUCAGGUGUUAUUUUUUUACAAAUAAGUCAACCUCAAUAUGUCUGGAAAAUACUGUAAAAGUACCAUAAGGUGAUUUUUGAGGUACUAGGUAGAGCUGUAUCAUUUAAGGAAGUGCGAAAUACUGAACAUUUUUACAGGAAAUAUCUCUGUUUCGCCUUUGUGACAACAUGAACUUCAAAUGGGCAUAAUUCACCAUGGAUUGUUAGUCCAUUUUCAAAAAUGAAAUGGAUAUUCCCUUGUAAAAGGAACACGAAUAAGCUACCAUUGACUUGUUGCUCAGAAGAACCACGUUUGUGCCAGUCAAACUUUUUAUUAGUUCCACAAACCAGGGCCUGCUGGUACCAUAAACAUCUAACAACCUAGAACUGACAUUUCUAUCUGCUUUUAAGUUGUGCACUUCUGAUAUCAACACGCUGUGUCAUAUAACCGUUGCGUUAUACACGACGCUCAUUCUGAUCAUAAAUAAUGCGUGCACAUCGUUCAUUUGUCCCCUUGUGUGUUCAAUGCGCAACGAUGAUGAACUUCCACAUAACAUGGCGAGUAUAGGCGCAGCGUUUUAAUAUCAGAAAUGUCAGGCAAACAUCAUUUCUAGGUUUUUUUUUAUCCCCCUGGCUUUGAAGCCAGACAGGGGGAUAUUGAGAUCGCGUAUUCCUUCUGUGUGUUCGUGUGUGCGUGUUCCAGUUCACUGUAAUUUCAGUCAUCAAUCUUAAUCCAACUUGAAAGGUGGUCUGUGGAGAGAAGGCCAACAUCAAAAAAACUUUCCAAUAUGGAUAUUUACGAGGUCUCUGGAGAGCUCAGCUAAGUAUUACUAAUGACUCUAACAUUAUGUUAGUCCUGUGUCUCAACCAAACUCUCCAUUCAACCCAAACUCCCAAUUCAACUGAGAACUGGUGCCUGCCAGGUGGGCAAUCAAGGCCGUCACUGAAAAUUGUCCUUACUAACUGCCUGUUCCUGUACAUGUAUACAAACAUGGAUGAUUGCGCAAGUUUUACUUGCAGUAUUUUUUAAAGAUGUCUAUGGCUGGUACAGGCUGAUUUAGCAAGGCCAGAACAAGUACACUGUGAUUGGCUGUUAUAAAGCUGAUAUUGACAUCUCAGGCUCAUGCACCCACAAUCCCCAGUCAGUACCAAUUGCCUUCGUUGAGAGCAGUUUUGCACAUCCCCACCACCUAUCCAAGGGCAGAGGUGACGUCAAAUUUCUAUGAGCUGUCAUAGAACGAUUCUGUUUUAGUCAUUGACUUUGGGUCAGUAUUACGCUCGGUUCAUGCUCGGUGCGAAAGCGAAAAUGAACGCGAAUUUGUGACGUUAUGGCAAGUAUUCGCGCUGCGAAUUCGUAAAAGUUGAACAUAUUUCAACUCGGGCGAAUUUCGCAGUGAGUGUUUCAUGAUGUCAAAUUGGCUUUGCAUUUGUGAGGAGUAUGAACCGGGCUUUAUGGCGUGCGCAUUACCCGUGGCACAGAAUGUGCAUACACUGAUAAUGUCAAGUGAAUAGGCACAUUGCUCUGCGAUGGAUGCAUUUCCUUCACAAGAAUUUUUAAGUAGUAAGCGGUCACCCAGCCCAGCUUUGCCUUGGAUAAGGUGUUGGGGUUUGAUUCCAGCAACUGGUCGAAUGUUGUGUCCUUGGGCAAGCCACUUAACCCCUACUUACCUGUUUCCACCCAUGAGUAUUAAAGGGCACCAGCAUAAGCUGGGGAGCAGCCUGCAAUGGACUGGCAUCUCAUCCACUCUGGGCUGAUGAGCCAUAUUGGUUCAGGUUACACUUCAUCCUUUAAUUUUUUACUGCCCAUGUGUGUUUUAUCAUUUGUAGGCGGCUCAAUUUUGUGAUAUUGACGUUAAGAAGAUUGAGAAGGGUGUGUAUAUCUAUGAGGAGAGCAAGGUUAUUCCAAAGCCACGUGUGCCCAUUGUUCAUUUCAGUCAGGCUGCACCACCUUUUAUCAUCUGCGUCAAAAUGGACCUUACUGGUGGCAGUUUUGAGAGCAACCUGGCCUCUCUAAACCUCAUUGAGGGAAAGGAUUACAUCUUCUUCAGCUAACACAAAGACAUUGGUGAAGUGAGACACAACAUUUAAAUGUUUAUUGCGUUUUUAAACACUAUUUUUUGAAAACUAUUUUCCAUGGCCAAUUAUCACAAAUUCACUACAAUUGAUUGAAGCUCUUAAGACCCUAGACAUCCACUACCAAGACGACAUUUUCUUGAUUACAUUCAAUUUAUAAGCUUUCAUACCAACAUUGGACCACAAGAUAUCGAUGACACACUUCUCACAAUUACAAUUUUUACAACCUUGCUAGAAUACCCUUUCAGAAUUUUAUACAUAUUUAAAAAAACUACAUACAUUCACGAGCAAUUACAGCAACUUAGCAAAUAGGUAAUCACAUCUUCAACCAGAAUCUAGGCAUACAAACGGGAUCAUAGCACUCAGCACAACUCGCAGGCUCAUAUUAGCUCACAGAGAAUACAACUUCCAUAACCAUCACAAACAUCCAAACAUUUUAAUAUUUCAAAGAUACAUUGACGACGGCUUAAUCAUCAUGCGAAGCACCAAAGAGUUCAACCGUACACAUCUCAUCAAACUACUCGCCCACAUCUAUCCAAAAUCCAUACCAAUCACAUUCAACAUCAACAAAAAAUAGUUAACUUCUGAGACCUACGCAUGUCCAUCAACCACCAUACAUUACAUUACCAUAUUUACCAGAAACCAUUCCAAAAGUUCACAUACGUACACUUUACUUCCAAUCGCAAUACUAAUAUUAUUUUGUUCAAGUAUCAUCAAAGGAGAAUGCCACAGAAACAACACACACAGUGCACCCAUACGUGAAUACAAACACAUCAUUAAACUCUUUACAAUAAGGUCGUAAAAAUGCGGUUUCACCAAAUCACACAUUUCAAAAUCCUUACUACCCUUCCAACACAUCAACACACCCAAAGAACAUCAGCAUAUCAAAAAACAAUUCCUAUAUGGCACCAUCAAAUACAUGCACUAUAAAACAACCAACAACAUGUAUCACACACGAAAAGUCCUCAGAAAAACACCUGCUUAACGACAAUUAUACAUGCCCCAUCACUUAAAAAAAUGGUAUCAAAUUCAAACAAAAACCAUUUACUCCUGGGUGGAGGACUCGAACCCACAACCUGCAGCUUUACCUGCAGCUUUACCUGCAGACCAUGAAUCCAAUGCCCUUAAGCAAGAGGCCACAGCACUUCAUGAGGCCACAGCACUCAUGUUAUGAUGUAACACAAUUGAAGAGGCAAGAAUGUCUCGACUAUCAGACUGUUCAGCCUUCGACAAUCUACAUGCUAUUUUUGUAAAUAAAUAAUUUCUUUUGUUUCAACAGUACAUUAAAUAUAAUGUAAAUAGCCAACACAAUUUUUGUCUCACCUAAAUCCCACCUAAAAACCUUCAUAACAACAAUUUGACUUCAAACCGAUAAUUGCAUUAACCUCACCGAUCACUUUCUCCUUAAGAAUCCUCUUCCAUAAGAACCCUCCUGAAACCACAACGUUGCAAUUAGUGUUGCACAAAAAGUUGCCAGAAAUUUGGAUAUCUCGUAGUCAUAAUUUUUUCUUUAGUAAUUCGUUGUUAUGUCAAUACAUGGCAGUAAGCCAUUGAACAAACCUUUCUCAUAAAUAUUUCAGUGAAAACAAUUUAGGUUCAGAAUUUCUACAGAAUAACAGAUAAUAAGAACAGUGUCUCCCUGAAAUGACAUCACAGAAACAGCGCCCUUAGUAAUCCACAAGGCAUGAAUUGUUUUUAAUGUUUAAAGAAACGUAUUUUUCAAUAAACUUAAAGAAGAUUAGAAAAACCUUCCCCCAUUAGAAUGAUCUACUUUGGCAAAAUAGUUAUAAUUGCUUGGAUAAACGCAUUCCCCUUAAAUAAGACACUUUUAUUAUAACAGAACUUUUAUUUUAAUAGAACUUGAAAAAUGCAUAUUGUGUACUUGCCUUGUCGAUAAUCUUCGCACACCAAAUACAUCCCUUCACCAAAUUCAUUGAAAAUUCCUGUAAUAUAUAAAUCCAAUGAAAAACAAUUAUAUUAUUUUGUUUUCAUAUACCAUGUUAAUACAUUUUAACUGCCUCUUCAAAUAAAAAAAAAUUGUUGGUCUCACCAUCACAUUUUUAAUUUCCUUAAAGUAUAUUGAUCUUAAUAAUUCAUUAACAUCAUUAUAUCAUUUUGUAUUUUAUAUAUACAGUGAAAUCUCGAUAUGUCAAACUCUGAUAACUCAAAACAACUGUUAAGUCAAACCAAGAAUCCAUUCCCUUCAGUAGUAUAACAAUGAUAUACAAUCCUACUUAACUCAAAACUCUGCCUAAGUCAAAUUUUGAACCUGUUUCUUUGAGGUUUGACUUAUCGACAUUUCACUGUAUUGGUAAUUUGUGUCAAAAAAGUUACGGGUUUUUUAUAUUCUUUAAAAUAAAAUGUGUUUGUUUUACUCCAGAAAUAACUAA
Patiria miniata (bat star) is the source of this 5544-nucleotide messenger RNA. RefSeq names its product UDP-GlcNAc:betaGal beta-1,3-N-acetylglucosaminyltransferase-like protein 1 (gene b3gntl1). The transcript is spliced from 12 exons. NCBI's taxonomy places the organism in Eukaryota, Metazoa, Echinodermata, Asteroidea, Valvatida, Asterinidae. The record is from RefSeq and is a predicted model, not a curated record. The coding region runs from base 239 to 1066 and encodes 275 amino acids.